Doryrhamphus excisus (bluestripe pipefish) is the source of this 2302-nucleotide messenger RNA. RefSeq names its product sphingomyelin phosphodiesterase 1 (gene smpd1). Gene Ontology annotation, cellular component: lysosome. The record is from RefSeq and is a predicted model, not a curated record. Gene Ontology annotation, biological process: ceramide biosynthetic process; sphingomyelin catabolic process. Lineage: Eukaryota; Metazoa; Chordata; Actinopteri; Syngnathiformes; Syngnathidae. Gene Ontology annotation, molecular function: acid sphingomyelin phosphodiesterase activity.
CUGACUUCCUUAAAGAGACGGCGGGACUCAGUUGACCUAGCAGAGGAUCACAAAGUAGCAGCUUCUUCCACGACGCCUUUUGGGGACUCGUCACUGGGUUGCAAACCGAAGACGAGUGGGUUCCUACCCGGCAGGGAAAGGACUAGGCACGGUCGUCUGCAUUGACCCAGACUGCCACUGGGACAAUGACACAGCUGCCGACAGUACAGCUCUCCUACGGGCUACUGCUGGCCUCAGCGCUGUUGUUUGUGCUGCCGCAGUCCGGCUCGUGUGAACCGGCACAGAUCUCAGGUCAGCCCCAAUUGGUCGUGGAGCGCCUCAGUUUGCCAAGGUUUAGAUUCAACUGGACCAACGUCUCCUGCCGUGUGUGCCAAGUAGUCUUCACCAUCCUGGAUGUGGCACUGCUGAGCGAUGCAAAUGAAGAGCGAGUCGCACGCGCUGUCGGCGAAGCCUGCAUCCGCCUCCACCUGGCUGACGAGCAGGUCUGUCACGAAAUAACCGAGCUCUUUCGGGAUGAUUUCAUUCGGGCCCUACAAGAGUCCCUGCUGUGGCCCACGGAAGCGUGUGCCCUGCUGGUGGGGCCCUCCUGCGGCAAGUUUGACAUCUACGCGUCGUGGAACAUCACCUUGCCCAAGAGCCCCAAGCCUCCUGUCACGCCACCUGUAACUCCUGAACCUGGUUCUCCACAGAGCAGGGUGCUGUUUCUGACAGACAUCCACUGGGACAAAGAGUAUGUCGCUGGCACGGCAGCUGACUGUAAGGAGCCUCUGUGCUGCCGUAAGGAUUCCAUUUCCCCCUUGUGGCGACGGAGGGAGGCGGGCUACUGGGGAACAUACAGUAAGUGUGACCUGCCACUCAGGACGGUGGAGAACCUUCUGGAAAAUGUGGCCAAGGCGGGACCUUGGGACUGGGUCUACUGGACUGGAGACAUACCUGCACACAACGUGUGGUCCCAAACCAGGAAACAGCAGCUGUCGGAACUUACAGUGAUCACCAGGCUCAUCCAGAAACAUCUGGGUCCCAAUGUAACCGUCUAUCCUGCUGUUGGGAACCACGAGAGCACGCCAGUGAACAGCUUCCCUCCGCCUUUUGUUCACGGAAACAGAUCUUCCGCCUGGCUCUAUGACACCAUGGCUGAUGAGUGGGCACCAUGGCUGCCAGAGCAAGCUUUGAAGACUCUGAGAUAUGGAGGAUUUUACACCAUGGAGGUCCAGCCGGGCUUGCGGGUGGUCUCUCUCAACAUGAACUUCUGUGCUCGUGAAAACUUCUGGCUCAUGGUGAACUCCACCGACCCUGCCAACCAGCUGCAGUGGCUGGUCCAUGUUCUUCAGGCCAGUGAAGACAAAGGAGAGAAGGUACAUAUCAUUGGUCACAUUCCACCAGGUCUGUGUCUGGGUAGCUGGAGCUGGAACUACUAUCACAUUCUCAACAGAUAUGAGAGCACAAUUACUGGUCAGUUUUUUGGCCACACCCACUUUGAUGAGUUCCAGAUGUUUUAUGACGAAGAGACCAUGACCCGCCCACUGGGGGUUGCCUUUAUUGCUCCCAGCGUGACCACCUAUGUCAAUUUAAACCCAGGUUACCGUAUUUACUACGUUGACGGGAACUACGAAGGUAGUUCUCGUCUGGUUCUGGACCACGAGACUUACAUCCUCAACCUGACUGAGGCCAACCACAAAGCAGGAGAGCCUGUCACACCAGAACAGAACCCCAAGUGGACUCUGCUGUACCGUGCCACAGAGGCUUACGGCCUCUCCAGUCUGUUCCCCUCAGACUGGAACGGCCUCAUGCGCACCUUCCUCGGCGACGACCGCCUCUUCCAGAAGUUCUGGUACUUCCGACACAAGGGGCACGUUUCUGAGCCGUGCAAGGAGACUUGCAAGACCACCGUGUUGUGUUUUUUGCAAAGCGGCAGAUAUGACGUCCUGCAGCAGUGCGACCUCCUCAAUGGCGUCAAGGGAGGCAAGGUGAGAAAAACGCUGUGUUGAUGGUUUGGUGAUCCACGCCAUCCCAACAGGAACUGUUUCUUGCUGCUUGUUUUUCAGGCACAUUUCCCCUGACCAAUUGUCGGUUUAGGGUUUUCAUUUUUUUUCCCCCUUAGUUAAAUUCUGUUUACAUUAAAUGGCAGGUUUGCUGUCAGUCAAUCCCUUUUUUUUUUUACUGUCAGCACUUUAAUGGUUUUUGUAGCAAAUCUCAACCAUAUCUGCACACAGUUUAGUUAUGGGAGCGUGGGGUUCAUCUACAUGACAAAUGUAGCUUGUUGACUGCUUGUAUAAAGUGUGAAUAAAAUAUUUGAAUUGAA